AUGGAUCCCGGAGAACAUUUCGUCCCGGCGCAAGCCCUCGUGGAGGGUUUGACGGCCGCUAUGGGUCAACUUGCUGACCAUCUGAUGCAGCAAAACCAUCAGUUCCAGUCGUCGCUGCUCGAGCAGCUAAAUGCCCAACGACCAGUUCCUGAGUUCAAGGUUGAGGGUACCAGAAUGCCAACGUUUUCUGGUCUCCUCGAGGAGAGUGUGGACGAAUUCAUCUUUGGCGCCAAGCUCUUCAUGCAAGGCAAUAAUGUGGACUACACCAGUGCGGCCAACAACAAUCGUGUGGUGGCAAUGCUCGCGUCGAAUUUGCGUGGUGGAGCCGCGUCGUGGUACCACACCAGGGUUGCCACCGAGGACAGACCGUUGGAAAAUAUUGUGGCGUUUUAA
Molecule: messenger RNA, 393 nt
Organism: Phytophthora nicotianae INRA-310
Lineage: Eukaryota; Oomycota; Peronosporomycetes; Peronosporales; Peronosporaceae
Exons: 1
Coding region: 1-393 (130 amino acids)
Source: RefSeq, a predicted model, not a curated record